Molecule: messenger RNA, 4410 nt
Organism: Hyaloperonospora brassicae
Lineage: Eukaryota; Oomycota; Peronosporomycetes; Peronosporales; Peronosporaceae
Source: the annotation of a GenBank genome assembly
AUGAAUCGCGUUCUAAAUAACGCUUGUCCUUUCGAUGCUCUCGAAGCUGACGGUGAGCUCGUAACGAGCUUGAACACUGCGUCUACUUUCUGGCAGCUAGGAGUCCACCUCGCUGAGGAUCCAAGCAACGACACCGAGCGGGUGCAACUCUCGUCAACGAGCACGGUUUCGGCUCGUGACUUCUUCACGACGGCAGCUGUUCGGAAUGACACAAUGAUCAACUCGGGUGUGACAUUCGAGAUGGUCAUCAGGCGCCGUGCCGUAGCUAACCGCAGCAUGACGCUAUUCUCCAUCGCCAAUGAGUACGACAGCUGCGUGGACCCUGGCUUUCGCCUCGACUUGAACGAGCAUCAAGUGCUAGCGUUUGUGUACUUCUUACCCGUGCUAGAGGACGGUGGCGAAGCAGGAGUUGAGGCGUGCUAUGAGCAGCGGCUCUUUUCAGUGGACAACUCGGCAGUAUGCCAACUUCCGCCUCUCCAAGAACCUGUUGAACGAACGCCACCUGUACAGAUCAUUGUCACGUUGGAUCCGUCAAGCGACAGAGGCAUGUGGAAAACCGACUUCUACAUGAGCUACACGGAUCUCGAGACAGGUCAACGAGUUGAUUGCGUCGUGCACGAUGAACAGCAUCCACCCGACGCUCGGAUCCUCAACAAACUCGUUGAAGGUCGGUAUCGACUCUACGUGGGCAACAGCCCUCGCAACGUUGCUGCGCCACGACAACGGAAGCGUCUGGCCCCUGCGCGUGACAUUCAGCUUCUUGGAAACACAAGUCAUCUGAACGCUACCGAGCGGCUCCGUGCAAAGCUGAAGCAGAAACUGAUGAGGAUCAAAGGACCGCGUUUGCCAAAGGCUAUGCGGAUCUUCGGGGACAACUCGCUAUCGCUGGACAUUUUAGGAAUCACGUUCCCACCGCUGAAUGAGGACACGCCACUAGCUUAUCUCCGCAGCAAGCUUGCAGAAUUGAAGCAGCAGCAUGGCGACGAGAUCGUCGACUACCUCGUAUCGUUGGUACAACAAAAGAUGAAGGAUCCUGUCGUUGCACAGCAAUCCACAUCAUCGAGCGAUCAAAGUCGUAGCGGCAGUGACGACUUCUCGAGAGCUGCGCUUUUCCAAGGUGCAGCCAGCGCGACGUUUGACGUCUUUCAUUUUGCCAUCUACCGUCGUGUGGUGUCGGAAGACCAAGUGCAUGCGAUUACAAAGCAGCGACUGAUGCCAUCUCGAGAGUUCCCAUCGAGAGAGCAAACAGUGCGAAUGCGUGAGGACACCACCGUCCUUUUGAACCUCACGAUGCUUCAUGGCGUUUACGAUGACUUGCGCUUAGAGAUACGUGACCUACCCGAGUUUGGACAGCUGCUGCUGUAUCCGAACAAGACGAAAGUCGAUCAAAAUAACGAGAACCUUCCGUUGCCAAACCCCGUGGCAUUUUCACGGAGGCUGAUGCCAUACGCGACGGUCAAGUUUGGCAUUGCCAACAGUUUGGCAGGACGGGUCGUCAACAAGAGCAUCGAAGCGAAGUUUGAUAUAUUCGUAGAUGCGGUAAACGAUGCCCCACGUCCUCGGAAGUAUGCGCUGGAAGUUCACAUUGAGGCUGGUGUUCCUGUUUCUUUGAAUUUGGAAGGUGAUGAUAGCGAUGGAUCUCCUCCAGCCAUCACGUCAAAUGCCAGUGUACCGGAACCGAAGGAUCUGCUGUCGAGACUCACGUUUCGAAACGCAACAGUCGUUGUCUCGAACCUGCAGAUGCUGAAAGUCGUGCGACUGCCGCAGUUUGGCACGUUAUUUGAUUGUAGAGUCCGCUGUAGUGCGUUGGAUGUCGAGCAGAACGAGGAUCGACAGUCCUUGUCUCCCAGUCGGAUCUAUCGAAAUAGUACGUACAUGGAAAACGCAACGCAUUCCACUCACCUACUGUACAUCUAUCGCGGCUUGGAACAGAACAAGUAUGUGCGGAACGAGAAUGCUUCCUCCGUAGUUGAUCAGCUGUGGUACAGAUUAUCGGAUGGAGAACCUGGUGUGUUCUCAGCAGUGGCUAAGGUCAGCUUCAUCCUCGAGAAUACAACGAGUCGUUCAGUAAACCUCAAAGUACUUGCAGCCGUCCAAGUUGAGGAAGACUCGCUCCGAGUACUGGAUCUGCUCACGCUAGAUCCUCUGGCUGCAUUUGCCAAUGUCGCAACACGACUCAGAGUAACAACACUGCCACGGCAUGGAACUCUUUUCCAGUACAACAAUCAGGACAGCGGCAAUAUCAGCGUGCUUGGUGUACCCUUCGAGUCUGUUGGACCACGCAUCUCGACGCCCGGAGACACUGUUUCAGACUACCACGGCAAGGUGAUCUACGCGCCUGAACUGGAUUACUUCAACAUGGAGUCGAACAUGUCGCUCCGAGCUGCAAUCGGCGUUGACUACUUCGAGUACCAAGUCCUCCACACGACGGUCCCGCGUAAUACCUCGCUGCUGGUACAUGAAAAGUCACCGAGCGCAUCGUAUGUCAAUGGCUCAGUAGUGCGCAGAAUCGAGUUGGGAGUUGUGAACGUGCCUGACGCCAUAGUUGUGCUUCCUCCGUUCGCAUUCACUACCAACUCGUCGUUCGACAAGCCGGUUGCAACACCGAUUGCGUUCGGGGACCCCGACAGCACGGACUUGGACGAUCUGUAUCAAGUGAACCUCGAAGCCGUAGACGGCGUAUCGGAGUUCGAGCUGGGGUUUGCUAUCACCAACGAUGACAUCAUGAUCUGGUGCUCCUUCGGGCGCCCGUGCACACUAUUACGAAGCGCAAAUGGAUAUUUCGUCAACACGAGCUCAAGUCCGAGCAAUGAGCUGCGGUUCCAUAUCGCUACGCAGCUCUACGAUCCUUCACACAUUCAGGUUAUCGGAACCAAAAGCGUACUCAGUGAGGCGCUCUCGGCGCUCACGUUUCGCGACUUGUCGGGUAUCGCCAGCUCCCACGCAGUAGAAUUCGUGCUGUGGAUCAAGCGAGUCGACAAGGAAACGAGUGCUGCUGACGCGCGUGAAUGCGAAGUUGCGUUUACAGUCACUUUCCCGACAAACGAUCGAAGUGACUCGAUCGCUGAGGAGAACGUGGUUUCCAUGUUGACCUCAAAACUGAAGCGAUACAUCUCCACUCUGCUCGUCCUCCUUGCGGGAUGUCGAAUGCGUAAGAAGCAGCGACAGAAGCUUGAGCAAAAGCAGCGGCUGUUCCAGGCGCAAGUGGCGCAGAAUGACUAUGAGUACUCGGUGCUGCUCAUGGAUCUAGCGGACUUGCUUCUGGCGCCAAACUUGCGGGUGAGCGUGUGUCUGCUAAAGUGUUGUGUGGACGCUGACGCCUGUCAGACGCAGGCAGAGAUGCUGACGCAGGCGUUUGUACUGCGAAGUCUACUGCCGGUGCUAGAAACCGAACGCCAGGGAACGCGAUUUGUCUUCCAGCUUAUUGCAGCCGAAUACUGCGCCACUACGAGCGAAACGCCGCGAGUUCGGCGUUACAGAUUCCUACGAGGGCAUAGCACCGCUAGCAAAGCGCUUGCUUGUUUCUGCCGUAUCGUGGGAAGCAAGUGGACUGCACAAGUGCUGGUGCAAAGUGAUAACACGGCUCCAUCAGAUUGCAACGACACCGACUUGGAGCUCGAACGUCUACUCGAUAGACUCGUCGUGCACGUCGAAGCACUUCCAACUGAACUUGUGAUCUUAUGCCGCGCGUGUGCCAAGUUGUUCCAGGAAGGCGAAGCUGCUCAAAGUCGCGAGCUGGAACUGUAUGCAAUGCAUCUUGUGUUCUUCAACCACUUUCUCGGGCCAGCGCUGCUGUUUCCACGAGAGACCGUGUCUGGGUUUAGUCCGUCACCAGAACUGCAAACCACGUUGCAAGCUGUAGCGCAUGAACUUGCAGGCUUCGCCGACCAAUGGAUCACCUCCACCACCAUGAACGACAGCUCGCGAUGUCGAAGCACCAGCACUGACAGUCUCCUCGGGACCAUCUCAUCCGGGACUCGAAACGCUGCAAUGUGUCAAGACAAAUACGAAGCGGUGCUCGAAAGGAUCUCGCAGUCGGCGACACUUGCAAGCACAUACGAUCCGAACGAGACGAAAGGCGACAUUGACUGCGAGCUCAUGGGCUUUUGCCUCAUGAACAUCCACAGCUUACUCGACAGCUACGACCUCGACUUCAAGCAGCAGAUGCUUCAGACUCAAUCUGCAACAACUGUCAAGCAGACGCAAGACACACUCGCCCGUGUAUGCCGUCUACUAAAGGCACUUGGUCAGCCACUCGCUGGCAUGCACGAGUACGUCGAGUACGCACGACCAGAACUGUUGACCGAUCCGCUGCUCUGGACUGGCUUUAGCUUCGAGGAAUGGCGAGAGAGCGCACCGAUCUCGAAUCCGUCUGUGCCACGUGCAUUCUCCACGUCAACGACGCAGUGA